This is a messenger RNA of Cottoperca gobio, 1263 nucleotides long. RefSeq names its product odorant receptor 131-2-like. The coding region runs from base 1 to 1263 and encodes 420 amino acids. The record is from RefSeq and is a predicted model, not a curated record. Gene Ontology annotation, molecular function: odorant binding; G protein-coupled receptor activity; olfactory receptor activity. NCBI's taxonomy places the organism in Eukaryota, Metazoa, Chordata, Actinopteri, Perciformes, Bovichtidae. Gene Ontology annotation, biological process: G protein-coupled receptor signaling pathway; detection of chemical stimulus involved in sensory perception of smell. Gene Ontology annotation, cellular component: membrane. The transcript is spliced from 6 exons.
AUGUUGGUGAUGGAGCUGCUUCUGAGUAACGGCAGCGCUGUGCUGUCAGGGGGCGCUGUGGCCGAGUCCAAAGAUAGCUUCUCUAACGCGCUCUCCAAGAACAUCGUGGCCAUGCUGGUGUGGCUGGCCCUCAGUGUCAUCAACGGCAGCAUGGUGCACACCUUCCUCCGACACAGUCUCUUCUAUGAGAACCCGCGGUACAUCAUGUUCAUCUGCAUGGUGAUCAAUGACGCCCUGCAGCUCAGCCUGGUGACGGCGCUCUACGUGGUCAGUUACAUCUUCAGGAAGAUCCAAGCCUCAGUCUGCUGCAUUCUGAUCAUGAUGGCCGUCCUCACCACCCGCUCCACCCCGCUCAUCCUGGCCGGCAUGGCGGUGGAGCGCUUCAUCUCAAUCUGCUUCCCCUUCCACUACAGCCACAUGUGCACCGUCCCCCGCACCCUCCUCCUCAUCUGUGUCAUCCUCCUCCUCACCGCCACCCCGCCCAUCACCGACCUGCUCAUCACCAUCGUCCACAAGCCUCUAACCGUCUUCCACGGCACCAUUUUUUGCGACCACCCGCUUCUCUUUCGCCACCAGUCCAUCUACUAUAAGAACUGCGUGUUUGACGGCGUGUACCUGUCCUUCGUGGCUCUGACGCUGCUCUACACCUACUGUAAGAUCAUGCUGACAGCACAAGCUGCCUCUACGGGCCUGGCCUCGGUGAAGAGAGCAAGGAACACGGUGCUGCUUCACGGGCUGCAGCUGAUGCUGUGCAUGCUCGCCUUCGUGGUUCCUUCCCUUCAGGCUGCUCUCAUCUCUCUCUUCCCGCGCUUCAGUUUGGAGAUCCGUUACAUCUUCUUCCUGGUCGUCUACAUCAUCCCCCGUUUCAUGAGCCCCAUCAUCUACGGCUUCAGGGACGAGCAGUUCAGGAAGUACUGGACUCGGUACCUGGUCUGUCGGGGCCGAAGUGUCUCCAGGUGGACGAGCUGCGGCAUGAACUCAACCGGACGUUUGCCCAACUGGAACGGCUCUUUAUCAAAGAACUUUGUCGCCUUCGCUCUCUGCGUCAUCAUCAACUGCAUCAAUGGAGCUUUUGUCUACCUCUACGCAAAGAGCCAGGUCUUCCAGCGAGACCCCAGGUAUGUGCUGUACAUCCAUCUGGUGAUAAACGACAUGAUUCUUUUGACCGUUUCUGUGGCGCUGCAAAUCACGAGCAGCAUCAUUCGCCCGGAAUUUGGCCCCUGCUGCAUCAUGCUGAUCAUCUUAGUCACAACUAACAAGUAG